Molecule: messenger RNA, 2692 nt
Organism: Phyllotreta striolata
Lineage: Eukaryota; Metazoa; Arthropoda; Insecta; Coleoptera; Chrysomelidae
Source: the annotation of a GenBank genome assembly
GACAACUGACGCUGACAUAAUCUUGAAAUGGUGUAAUUAUUAUUUUUUUUUAUUUUUAUUGUGUUUAUUUUUAAGUUUUCAUUUAAUUUCGGUCGAAAUAAUUAACUUCCUACUAAUUAUCUUCCAAUUCUAAAAUGUCACGAUCGAAAUCAAAGCAUAACGUGGAAGUUUGCGGAGAUUGCGGAGCUUUCGAUGCUACAUGGGCCUCUGUAAAUAAAGGAAUAUUGUUGUGUACCCAAUGCUGCAGCAUCCAUCGCAGUUUGGGAAAGCAUAUUUCCCAAGUAAAAUCACUGUUGAAGAAUACCUGGCAUCCCAAUCAAUUGAACAUGGUGUGUACUUUGAAUAAUAACGGUGCAAAUAAUAUUUGGGAACACGCUCUACUAGAAAAUGGUGCCAAAUUGAUCAAGAAAAAACCCAAUGCGAAAGAUCCUAUUACUGUAAAACAAGAGUACAUCAAACAGAAACACCUCCAAUGCGCAUUUACGUUCAGAGAAAACUACGAAGACGGUUUAAUGAGUGUCGAAAAUGAGUUGGGUAAACAGCUACAUGCCAGCGUGAGGACACCAAAUUUGGAAACUUCGUUUCGUCUACUCGCUUUGGGGGCCGAUCCUAAUUAUUUUCACGAUGAAAAAGGUUCAACUCCUCUACACGUCGCCACAAAAUCCGAUCAAAAACUACAAGUCGAACUGUUAUUAGUGUACGGUGCUGAUCCCUCUUGUCCCGAUAACCACGGCAAAACGCCCAUUGAUUAUGCAAAGGCUCUUCCUAAUAAAGAUUUGGUGAAUCGAUUAGUAGAAAACCAGUACGAAGUUACUGAUACCUUCAGUUAUUAUUUGUCUCGCAAAAAACCCGAUCACACCAACGGGGUACAUUUUUAUAUACCCCAAGCGGGGUUCAAAUCGAAUCCGCAAUCGUUGUCGAAACUUCAAAAGUUAAACAAUCACGUAUUCGAAGAAUUGGCUAUGGAUGUGUACGAUGAAGUAGAUAGAAGAGAAACGGAAGCUAUUUGGCUAAGUUGUGCGGACACAACCGAUCUAAACGAUGUUCCAUUUCUUCCGGUCGAUAAUACUCUAUCGACUACCAGGAAUCAAGGGAGACAGAAAUUGGCCAGAUUUUGUACACCUGAGUUAAAGAGUCUAGUAUAUGAUAUUUUAGUCGAUACACAGAGGAGGCAGAUGGUUUCUGACAAAAGUGUAAUGCAGUUACGAGAAACUUUGGUUGACGAGGAUCCUUUAUACGAUUCUGUUGCUUCAGAUGACGAUUACGCUUUAGUGCCCGAUGAUGAGAAACCCAUGUCACCUUUGCCAGAGAAAAUAGAUUCGACCGAUAAGGAGGGCGUAUUGUCCUUGGAGAAUAUCAAUAAAACCAAUCAAAUUUUGGAGCAAUUGACGAAGCAAUUGAAGAACUCGGAUAACACGAUCACCGAUCUUAGACAAGAAGUGCUAAAACUGAGAAAGUGCGUUAAAGAAUUACAAACGGAGAAUACGGAAUUAAAGAGUAGAUUGUCGCAAGGGAAAUGUACAAGGAACAACGGAGACAACGGAUUCGAAUCAUUGGAUUACAUUUCAGAGAGUACUGAUACUAGUGAAAGUAUAAGUAACGGGAUAUCAGCCGAUGAAGUGGAUCUUAGAAGAAAUAAAAAAAGCCAAAGACCGACUAGCAUGUACGAAACGAGAGAAGGUAUUAGAAAAGUGCCAUAUUGGCACGCUGCGAAAUCUCAGUUGAAACAAAACGAGCCGAGAGGCACUCAAAGUUUAUAUUCUUCUCCGCAAAAUAGAGAAACGAUUUUACAAUGUACUGAACACAUUACUAGAACUAUUCAACAGUUGUGCAAAUCGAUUCAAGAACCCGAUAAAGAGGAUUGCGUUACGAGUGCUGAGAAAGUGAAAAUGUCGAUUGUAAAAUUGGCGUCAGUACUGCCAAAGUUGCAGGAAACAGAAGGGGAACGAUUGAAAUUGAUGCUCGAAUUGGGCACGAGAUUACAGCCGGAAUGUUUAUCUCUGCAAACGUCUCACCAGAACAACGAUGUUAAACUCGUCGAGCAACAUUUCGUGAAUAUUAGAGAUAUUGCAUUUCAUCUUGCCAAAUUUACUAAAGACGUUGUAACCAAAUAUUCGUUUAAUCACUAGUUUUAUUAUUUAACGAUACGCCAAUCUCAAUUUUAUAUUUAACAAUUGUUUUAUUCCACUAUACUUUACGAUGUCUAUGGUAAUUUUCAAGUUUUCGAACAGGAAUUGUUAUUCGAAAAAAAAAAAGUAAUUGCAUUGAAAUGUACAUGGAAAGUAUUUCAUAUACGUAUUACUAGUUUAACAGUAUUUAAUAUUCGACUCAUUUUUUUUCUAUUUUUUACACGGUCGUAUUUAAUUAUCGGGAUGUUUUGAAAACUAUUAUGUUUAUGAAAUUUUUAUUGGAUUACUUGUAUUGAAAUUGUACAUUAUUCGUAAAAUGAAUGUAAAUAAUUUGAAUAUAUUUCCUAUACAGGUAAUUAUAUUGGCGGGCGCGCCUGAAAUAUAUUUUUUACCGAUUACUAUCGAUGAUAAUUCGAUUGAAAUUGAUUAUUUUUAUAUUGCUUCGAUAAUAUACAGACUAAAAACUUGAUGUGCAAUUAUUAUUACGAUGGUGCAUUAUUUUGGAUAUAAAACUAAAAAUGUUUAAACGUUAUGAAAGAAAUAUACAAAAUAUAAUAGUGAUA